UGGGCCAAAGGCAGGCGCCAAACCGCUGCGCCACCCAGGGAUCCCUCUCUCUCUUUUUUAAAGAUUUUAUUUAUUUGAGAGAGAACAUGUGAGAGAGAACACAAGCAGAGGGAGGGGCAGAGGGAGAAGCUAACUUCCCACUGAGCAGGGUGCUGGAUACCUGGCUUGAUCCCAGAACCCUGGGAUCAUGACCUGAACUGAAGUCAUGUGCUUAACCAGCUGAGCCACCCAAGUGGCCCUUGUCUAUUUUCUUUUAUGUGAGUUUAAGCUAGUUCCCUUUUCAAUUACAAAAACUAUAUACAUACGGGCAGCCUUGGUGGCUCAGUGGUUUAGCGCUGCCUUCGGCUCGGGUCGUGGUCUUGGGGUCCCAGGGUCGAGUCCAUGUCAGGCUCCCUGCAUGGAGCCUGCUUCUCCCUCUGUCUGUAUCUCUGCCUCUCGCUCUAUCUCAUGAAUAAAUAAAUACAAUCUUUAAAAAAAUAGACUAUAUACAUACAACAAAGAUAAAUGUUAGAAUUUUCUCAUUCUUACAUGGUGUGACAUUUUUCUCUAUGGAGUCAUGGUAAUACUGGAAGGCUAUUUCUUCAUUAUUUUUCCAGAUUUUUUGUGUUUUGCUCAAUAUCAUGGCCCAAAACACCUUACAUGUAUAAAUCUAGGGUGCAUUUUUACCAUGACAGCAUCAUUUUCUUAAGUUUAGGCAUUCAGAAAAACAAAAAUUCAUCCCUCAUGUGUAGUGUUUGCCAAUAUCCAGAGUGUAAAUCGCACACACACACACACCCCGCUCCCUUAUGAGAACAGGAUAUGCUCAGAGAAGGUUCUUAGAAACUGCAUUUGGGUGUUUGGUAGGAAACCACUCACUGUGGAGGCUGCACGCUGGCUGGGGGUGUGCAGGAGCAUCACAGGCAGGAUAAGUUAAUCCUGACAGGCUGGAGGGACCUCCUUGAACACUCAGGGGUGACUGUAAGGCAGGGGUGUGGGGGACACACCCACACCCACUGGGUUCAGAGUUGCUUCCUCUGAUCCCACCUGUACAUUGGAAGGAUUUCCCACUGUGGAGCACCAGCCUCCAAUUAAUUUAAUUCCUUCUCUUUCUGUAAUAGUUGACUGCUGGUCCCCAAAGAGUCGACAUUCCGUGCAUCUCACCACUGCUCUGGGCUUUGUUUCCAGACCACUGUCUCGGGAAGCUUGCAGGGCUGGCCACUUCCAGCCUCCCUUUGGCCAGAAAGGACUGAGAGACAGGUGGGACAGGGACUGUCCUGAGAAAGACAGGGAUUCCCCCCUGGGCAAGACCUCACCCAGAACAUCCAUAUCAGUGCUGACCUCCCUCUCCACCUGAAGGGCCGGAGUCCAGGCAAUAUAGGGCCUUUACCAUAAAGAAAAGGUUUCCUUGGUCAGGCUUGCAGGAUCUGCGGAGGCCUUUUAUUUCUUCCACACACACUUGGGAUCAUGGUCUCAUCUAGCCAGGAAGGAGCUUGUGGGGUGGUCUGCUGCUGGGUGAGAGGGCAGGAGCGGCACAAAGACAAGACACCUGGCAGUUGUUGGAAGAACCCUCUGGGUUGAGUACCCGUAAUUCGCUGGAGCUGACGUUUUCACCAUCAAUCCUUGAGGCAUUGCCCUGCCCAGAGCUCUCUGGCCAUUCUUGCUCUCCAGGGACACAGCACAGUCCACAGGUGAUCCUACGUUCCUCCCACAUGCUCUAUCGUGACCACUCUGGUACCUCCUGGCAGUGACGGGGUGUAGAUGCCUGGACUAAACUCAGCAGAUUAGGUUGUCCACAAUUAUCUUAAGGGGAAAAAAACCUCAGGAGCUGGUUUGUCAACAAAUUCUGACUUCUGACUUUGUUGUAGUUUCGGGGCACAGGGAUGCGAGAGCACCUAACCUGGGAGUGCUUUGUUUGACAGAUUAGCUUUGGCCACUCUAUGGUGACAAAAUCCAAUGGCAGAGAAAGUUGUGGUGGUGAAACAAGAAAGGAAUCUCUUUCAGCCUGACCAACACAGGAAAGACAAUAGACUAGCCUUUCAAAGACUGACUCCAGAGUGAUGAACAAGAGUUUGAGGUUCAUAUAAGGAAAUAUGGGGCCAAGGUGGAUAGGUACAUGCAAGGAGGCAGUGAACAUCAAACAGAUCGUUGUCUUGGAGUCAGUGGAUUGAGUUUGCUGGCUCAGGGCAAUCAUUAGUGGUUGAGGGGGUAGUUUGGGUUCUCAUCAGGGGAUGCUUUGCCAUAAGGGUCAAUGGUCUGCAUCAUGAGACCGCUGGAAAGAGAACUCAACUGGAAUGUGACCUCAAUCUGGUGGCAGCUGAGAUUCACUUUUCAGUACUAAGAAAAACAGUAUAUAUGGUUGAAGCCACCUCAGGCCCUUGGGUGACCUAGUAAUCUUAGAGUUUAACAAGCAUCCUUAGCCUACAUGAUUAACUUUUUGUUUAUCUACAGAUCAUGCAUUCUCUCCUAGAAAGAGCUGAGCACUUCUGCAUGCCACAAAGUAAAACAGACCCUCUUGCACACACCCUUGCACCACUGCGAUAACAUCUAUAACUAGAACCAUCAAGUCUGCAUGUUGUCAAAAAGUGUUAAGGACUGCUGUGCUUCCUUUACUGGCUAACUGCCCUAGAAUCCUUUAAAAACGCCUGGGAGGACAGCCUGCGUAGUUUGGGCCACGGCAUGAUCCUGGAGACCCAGAAUUCGAGUCCCAUGUCGGGCCCUCUGCCUGUGUCUCUGACGCUGUCUCUGUGUCUCUCCUGAAUAAAUAAAUGGAAUCUUUAAAAAAAAAUAAAGAAUGGUUUAAAAAAUAAUAAAAACUCCUGGGAGAGGUAGAAACCUUGAGGUUGAUCUUUGUACAAGAGUCCACCUUCUCCCCAGGUGGCCAGCCUUCUGAAUAAAGCUUUUUCCUUUCCAAUCAAUACCUCUCUUGGGCAGCCCCAGUGGCGCAGCGGUUUAGCGCCACCUGCAGCCCAGGGCGUGAUCCUGGAGACCCUGAAUCGAGUCCCACAUCAGGCUCUCUGUAUGAUGCCUGCUUGUGUCUCUACCUCUCUCUGUCUCUAUGAAUAAAUAAAUAAAAUCUUUUAAAAAAAAUACCUCUCUCUUGAGUAUUGAUUUCCGUAGUGCUAAGCAGCUGAAAUUGGGAUUUGGUAAUAUGGGAAUGUAUGUGAACACAGGCACAGACAGAGCAAUCCACCUGUGUGCCAAAGCAAUUCUAAAAGGAUAUCAUACGGGGAUGCCUGGGUGGCUCAGUGGUUGAGUGUCUGCCUUUGGCUCAGGUCCUAAUCUCGUGUCCUGAGGUAAUCUGCCACAUGAUUGGGCCCUCUUACCCAAAAGUUGAGGCAUAGCCCUAGAAAGACUAUUUUGCCUCACAUUAAGGCGCCCUCACCUGAUAUAAUCCUUUUUUUUUUCCUGUUUAUAAUGUAUUUGUCCUAUCUUUAAAAACCAUUCUGGGUGCCCUGAUGGCUCAGUCGGUUAAACAUCUGCCUUCAGUUCACGUCAUGAUCCUAGAGUGUAGGAUCCAGCUCCCUGCUCUGUGGGAGGCCUGCUUCUCCCUCUGCCCCUGCUCAUGCUCUCUCAAAUAACUAAAAUAUUUUUAAAAGAACAAAUAAAAAUAAAAAUAAAGGAACAACAAAAAACCCUUUCCCUUUCUGUACUGCUUCCUUGAGGCUGCCCUCUACUUGCUAGAUGGGAUGCUGCCCAAGUCAGAAAUCGCUGAAUAAAGCCAACAGCCCUUUAGGAGGCAAUGUUGAAUUUUUUUAAAAUUUUUAUUUAUUUAUGAUAGUCACAGAGAGAGAGAGAGAGAGAGAGAGAGAGAGAGGCAGAGACACAGGCAGAGGGAGAAGCAGGCUCCAUGCACCGGGAGCCCGAUGUGGGAUUCGAUCCCAGGUCUCCAGGAUCGCGCCCUGGGUCAAAGGCAGGCGCCAAACCGCUGCGCCACCCAGGGAUCCCCAAUGUUGAAUUUUUAUCAUUUAGAAGGGAGGUUUCUAUUGUUUUCUAUUGUUCCUAACUACAAAACGUAUUCUAACGCUUCAGGGCGCAAGAAUUGAUGAAAAACAACCUCUCCAGCAACUCAAAACACACCUUUCUUUCUGAAGUACCUCAAGAAAUGAUAGGUCAUUUACCUCUGCGAAAGGAUUGGAGAUUUGAGAGCAUCUAAAAUAAUAGUUUUCUCCUUUGAAAACUGUUAUGGAGUCUGAAAUUAUGGCUCUUCUUCACCCUUAAUAAAGAAAAAAGCUGGUCCCGCUAUAGAAGCAGGAUUUCCCGGCAGACCUUAGGAUGCCACCAAAAAAAGCCCUGAACCUCCAGGGUGUAGGACCCACUACGGGAGACAGCCAGACCUUCUAGGAACCACACCACCUGGAAGUGCCUGGGCACUGAGGGAGCGGCGAGGAGCCAAUGAGGGAAUAAGAAGAGGCGUUUAUGGGCGGGCGCCGGCCCCGGGGCGGGACUUCCGGCCCAUUACGACCUUAGGCUUCUUUUUCCGUUUGUUUACCUUGCCUGGGUUCAGGAAAGCAAUUUCGGAAGGAUUACUGAUCGAGAAGAGGUAAGGGCAGGCUGUCGCUCCAACGCAAGACUGGGGUCCGAGGCUCCGCAACGCUUCUCAUGAUGAAGACUGGAAAAAGAAUGAUGGUCCGGGUGUCCGCUCCGUUCCCUCAGCUCUCGGCCCUACUCCGCCUCCCGAGUCCGAUGGCGGCGGCCGCGCCCAGGGCCCCGGCGCAGGGUGGCGUGACCUUUGAGGACAUUGCCGUGUACUUCUCCUGGAAGGAGUGGAGACUUCUGGAUGAGGCUCAGAGACGGCUGUACCACCAUGUGAUGCUGGAGAACUUUACACUUAUAUCCUCACUGGGUUGCUGCUGUGGAGCAGAGGCUGUGCAGGCACCCAUUGAACAGAGUGCUUCUGGAGGUGUGUCACAGACCAGGACGCCCAGGGUAGCUCUGACUUCCCAGAAGACCCACCCCUGUGAGAUGUGUGGUCCAGUCUUGAGAGACAUUUUCCAUUUGGCUGAGCAGCAGGGAAAAGAAAACAGCCAGAAACUGUUGAGGUGCGGAGCAUGUGGGAAACGAUUUUAUUUCAGUAUAAAGUUUGAACAGCAGCAGCACGUGGGAGAAACACUAUGCAGAAACGAUGGGGCCUGUGACGUGAAGAGCUGCAGAAUCCAUGAUUUAGGAAAGCCCUUUACCUGUAGGGAAGUUCGGAAGGACUUCCUGUCUGGCUCGAGACAUCUGCGGCAAGAGGCCACUGUGAGUGGGGAGAAGCCAAACACUAUCACACAGUGCAGGGCAACUUUACAAAGGAGAAAAAGUCAUUAUCCUUGGGGAGAAUGCAAGAACGCCUUUAGUCCCAAACAUCCCCAUGUUCAGGACCAGGGUGUCCACCCUGGAAGACAGUGCUUUGUGUGUAGUGAAUGUGGGAAAACAUUCAGGUACAAAUCGUUAUUUGCUAUACACCAGAGAUCUCAUACUGGAGAAAGAUAUCAUGAGUUUGGCAAAUAUGGAAAAUACUCUAGGCAAAGAUCAACCCUGAGUGAACAUGGAAAGACUCACAGUGGAUCCAGGCAAUACACGUGUAGCAAAUGUGGGAAAUCCUUAGGUCCCAAAACUGUCCUCAUUCAUCCCCAGAGAUGGCAUCAUGGAGUGAAGAGUUAUGUGUGCAGUGAAUGUGCAAAAUCUUAUAGCUGUAGCUCAGUGUCGAUUACUCAUAGAGUUCAACCUGGAGAAAGGUUUUAUAAGUGUCAUGCCUGUGGAAAAUCUUUUCCCUCUAUGUCUGCCCUCUGUUAUCAUCGGAGAUCUCACACAGGGGAAAGACCUUUUGAGUGCAGUGAUUGUGGAAAGUGUUUUACUGCUCGUUCUGUCCUCCAUUCUCACCAGAGGGUUCACACUGGAGAAAGGCCUUAUGAGUGCAAUGAAUGUGGCAAGUCCUUUUUGCGAAGAAAUAGCCUCAAUGUACACAUAAAGGUUCACUCAAGUGAAAGGCCUUAUAAGUGUAACGAAUGUGGGAAAUCUUUGAAGUGUAAGUCAGCAUUCAUCAAACACCAGAGAAUUCACACAGGAGAAAGGCCUUUUGAGUGCAGAGAAUGUGGCAAGUCCUUUCUCCGAAAAAAUACUCUCAAUGUACACAUAAAGGUUCACUCAGGUGAAAGGCCUUAUAAGUGCAAUGAAUGUGGGAAAUCAUUUAAGUUUAAGUCAACAUUCAUUAAACACCAGAGAAUUCACACAGGAGAGAGGCCUUAUGAGUGCAAUGAAUGUGGGAAAUCUUUUAUAUCUAGGACUGACCUGCGUUAUCAUCAAAGAAUUCACACUGGAGAAAGGCCUUAUGCGUGCAGUGAAUGUGGCAAGUCUUUUGUCCGACAAAAUAUCCUCAAAGUACACAGAAAGGUUCACUCAGGUGAAAGGCCUUAUAAGUGUAAUGAAUGUGGGAAAUCUUUGAAGUGUAAGUCAUCGUUGAUUAAACACCAGAGAAUUCACACAGGAGAAAGGCCUUAUGAGUGCAGUGAAUGCGGGAAGUCUUUUAUUACUAGUUCCGUCCUUCAUUCUCAUCAGAGAGUUCACACUGGAGAAAGGCCUUAUGAGUGCAGUGAAUGUGGGAAAACUUUUACCACUAGUUCUGUCCUCCGUGAUCACCAGAGACUUCAUACUGGAGAAAGGCCUUAUGAGUGUAGUAAAUGUGGGAAAACUUUUACCACAAGUUCUGCCCUCCAUUAUCAUCACAGAGUUCACACUGGAGAAAGGCCUUAUGAGUGCAGUGAAUGUGGCAAGUCUUUUGUCCGAAGAAAUAGCCUGAGUGUACACCUAAAGGUUCACUCAGGUGAAAAACCUUAUAAAUGUAAUGAAUGUGGGAAAUCAUUGAAGUGUAAGUCAACAUUCAUUCAACACCAGAGAAUUCACACAGGAGAACGGCCUUAUGAAUGCAGUGAAUGUGGGAAAUCUUUUUCUGCUACUUCUGUCCUUCGUUCUCACCAGAGAGUUCACACGGGAGAAAGGCCUUAUGAGUGCAAUGAAUGUCAAAAAUCUUUUACCUCUAGUUCUGCCCUCCGUUCUCACCAAAGAGUACACACAGGAGAAAGACCUUAUAAGUGCAAUGACUGUGGCAAGUUCUUUCUCCACAGAAAUAGCCUCAAUGUACAUAUUAAGGUUCACUCAGGUGAAAGGCCUUAUAAAUGUAAUGAAUGUGGCAAAUCUUUGAACUAUAAGUCGACGUUCAUCCAACACCAGAGAAUUCACACAGGAGAAAAGCCUUAUCUGUGCAAUGAAUGUGGGAAGUCUUUUAGUCAUAGCUGUGCCCUCCGGUAUCAUCGUCAAAGUCACCUUGGAAUAAGUCCUUAUGACUGUAGUGAAUGUGGGAAAUCUUUUACCACUAGUUCUGUCCUCCGUGACCACCAGAGACUUCACACCGGAGAAAGGCCCUAUGAGUGCAGUGAAUGUGGGAAAUCUUUUACCGCUCGCUCUGUCCUCCGUUCUCACCAGAGAGUUCACUCUCGGGAAAGGCCUUAUGAAUGCAGUGAAUGUGGCAAGUCCUUUGUCAGAAGAAAUAGCCUCAAUGUACACAUAAAGGUUCACUCAGGUGAAAAGCCUUAUAAGUGUAAUGAAUGUGGGAAAUCUUGGAAGUGCAAGUCAACAUUCAUAAAACACCAGAGAAUUCACACAGGGGAAAAGUCUUUCACUUGCAGUGAAUGUGGGAAAUCUUUUAUUAGUUACGGUGCUCUUGGCCAUCAUCACAGAGUUCACAGUGGUGACAGGCCUUAGGGGUCCUGGUAUUGUGGGGAAUCUUUCAGCUAAAUCUUCAGUCUCCUUCAACAUGAGGAAGUCCGUAGUAAAUAAAGUCCUCGUGGGUGAUAUUACGAACCAAAUGUUUAUGUUCACUAAAAUUGAUUUGUUGAAUCCCUGUCCUCUAAUGCAAUAGGAUUAGCAUGUAAUGUCUUGGGAGAUAAUUUAAAGAGAUAGUUUCAUAAAAAUCUGAAUUCACCCUGGAGUGAAGCCUCAUAAGUAGGUGAAUAACAAAAUUCCUUUAGCCGGUUAUUUGUAUUCAUUCCCCCACUUGAGAGUUCACACUGCAGAAAGACUUAAAAUAGCAUAGAAACUGAUAUUUCCUUGCUUAGUAUCUCUGGAGGAGAACCUUUAUGAGUCCAUCACCUUCUUGAAUUCAGCUUUGUUUACCUGAAUGUCCACAGUGAAUUGACUGUCCGUAAGUUCUAGCCUUUUGGGAAAAAUUCAGAAUGUGCAUAUUGCGUUCUGAUAUGUUUGAAGUUAUUGUUAGAAGUCACUGUUAUAUUCUAUGGCAGAAGUCAUUUUACCUCUGCCACCAGGAUGAUCCUGAUAAUAUACAUUAGUCACUACCCAAUAUGCUUAACAGUGCUGACGUCUUUGUGUUGUCAUUUGCUGAUGGAAAUUAUGGGUAAUUGGACCUCUUCAUUUCCUUCUUUUUUUUUUUUUAAGAUUUAUUUAUUUAUUUAUUCAGAGAGAGAGAGAGGCAGAGACACAGGCAGAGGAAGAAGCAGGCUCCAUGCAGGAAACCCGACGUGGGACUCGAUCCCAGGUCUCCAGGAUCACAUCCCAGGCUGCAGGCAGCACUAAACCGCUGCGCCACCGGGGCUGCCCUCUUCGUUUCCUUCUAAUUUUGGUCAUGCAUGUGACCUAGUUUUGAUUAUCAGUACCUAAUCUGUGUCCUGGGUGGUUACUUGCACAGGAAGACUAAAUCCCUUAGGGACUUUGUUGGUCUUUAAUGCUGUGGAUUAAAGCAUUAAUGAAGCUUCCAAGUCAGUAAUAGAGGAAUUGGAUGCCACUUGUUGCUCUGGUUUAUGCAUUAAUAGGUCUUUUUAUUUAAUUACCUUUAAUUGUAGGUGUUGUAUCCAUUCUUUUUUUUUUUUUUUAAGAUUUUAUUUAUUCAUGAGAGAUUCAGAGAGAGAGGCAGAGACACAGGCAGAGGGAGAAACAGGCUCCAUGGAGGGAGCCAGAUGCGGGACUCGAUCCUGGGUCUCCAGAAUCACACCCUGGGCCGAAAGUAAUGCUAGACCGCUGAGCCACUGGGGCUGCCCAUUUGUAUCCAUUUUAAGGAGUGGUUGGAAAGCAGAGUUGGGCUCUGCUGGCACUUAGGAGUGAACAGAUUUCAUUGCAUCACAAAUUUAUUGUGCCUCAGAGAGGAAAAUACCUACAUAUGUACAUCUUUACUGUUCUCCAUCCUGGGGAAUUUGCAUUAACUCUAACAACCUAUCUGAUGGGCUAAAUGUGCACCCACAAUUCCUAUUUUGAAGUUGUAACCUGCCAGUACCACACAAUGUGAGUAUAGUUAUACAUGGCAUCUUAAAAAAGAUCAUGAAGUUGAAAUGGGUUAUUAGGAUGGACUUUUAAGCAGUCUAGCUGGUUUCAUGAUAAGAGAUGAGGAUAUGGGUGCACAUGGAUGACCAUCUGAAGACAGGGAAUCCCCAUCUACCAGCUAAGGAGAGGCCUUAGAAGAAACUAACCUUGCUGAUGACACUUUAUGUCCAAUUUCUGGACUCCAGAUUUGUGGGAAAAUAAAUUUCUCUUGUCUAAUCACCCA
Molecule: messenger RNA, 9511 nt
Organism: Nyctereutes procyonoides (raccoon dog)
Lineage: Eukaryota; Metazoa; Chordata; Mammalia; Carnivora; Canidae
Product: zinc finger protein 665-like
Exons: 3
Coding region: 4579-7719 (1046 amino acids)
Biological process (GO): regulation of transcription by RNA polymerase II
Cellular component (GO): nucleus
Molecular function (GO): RNA polymerase II cis-regulatory region sequence-specific DNA binding; DNA-binding transcription activator activity, RNA polymerase II-specific
Source: RefSeq, a predicted model, not a curated record